UUAAGUCGCAUUUGAUUUUUGAAAACUUCUAGUAUAUAUAAUUUUUCGGAAAACAAACAAACUUUGUCUGCUUCUAGUGUUUUGUUUUUGUUAGUUCUUUUCAUUUUUUGAAACAACGUGAGGCUCUAAACGCGGGUGGUAGCUGAGAAGACAACCUCAAAGAACGCGAAAUCUCAGACUUCUUUUUUCUCUAGAAGGAUAAUCUUCGAUCAAUUUUUAGGUUGUAGAAGAUGGCUGAUGGUGAGGAUAUUCAGCCCCUUGUCUGCGAUAAUGGAACGGGAAUGGUUAAGGCUGGAUUUGCUGGGGAUGAUGCUCCAAGGGCUGUGUUUCCUAGCAUUGUUGGUCGCCCACGUCAUACCGGAGUGAUGGUUGGCAUGGGACAGAAAGAUGCAUAUGUUGGCGAUGAGGCUCAAUCUAAGCGUGGUAUCUUGACUCUAAAGUACCCAAUUGAACAUGGCAUUGUCAGCAAUUGGGAUGACAUGGAGAAAAUUUGGCAUCAUACCUUUUACAAUGAACUUCGUGUUGCUCCGGAGGAGCAUCCAGUUCUCCUCACGGAGGCCCCUCUCAACCCAAAGGCCAACCGUGAGAAGAUGACUCAAAUCAUGUUUGAAACCUUCAAUGCACCUGCUAUGUAUGUUGCCAUUCAGGCUGUUCUUUCCCUUUAUGCUAGUGGUCGAACAACUGGUAUUGUGCUUGAUUCUGGAGAUGGUGUCAGUCACACAGUCCCUAUUUAUGAGGGAUAUGCUCUUCCACAUGCAAUCUUGCGUCUUGAUCUUGCUGGUCGUGACCUCACUGAUGCCCUGAUGAAGAUUUUAACUGAGCGUGGUUACUCAUUCACCACAACAGCUGAACGGGAAAUUGUGAGGGACAUGAAAGAAAAGUUGGCUUACAUUGCCCUUGACUAUGAACAAGAACUAGAAACUGCCAAGACCAGUUCUGCUGUUGAGAAGAGCUAUGAGUUGCCUGAUGGUCAGGUGAUCACCAUUGGGGCUGAGCGAUUCCGAUGUCCAGAAGUCCUUUUCCAGCCAUCUAUGAUUGGGAUGGAAGCUUCUGGUAUCCAUGAAACAACUUACAACUCCAUAAUGAAGUGUGAUGUUGAUAUCAGAAAGGAUUUAUAUGGCAACAUUGUGCUUAGUGGUGGCACCACCAUGUUCUCUGGUAUUGCUGAUAGAAUGAGCAAGGAGAUCACAGCUUUGGCACCUAGCAGCAUGAAGAUUAAGGUGGUUGCUCCACCUGAGAGGAAGUAUAGUGUGUGGAUCGGGGGUUCCAUAUUGGCAUCCCUCAGCACUUUCCAACAGAUGUGGAUUGCCAAAGCUGAAUAUGAUGAAUCUGGCCCUUCAAUUGUGCACAGGAAAUGUUUUUGAGCACAAGGAAGGAAAAGAUGGGCUUAAGCUUCUUGCAUUUUAAUAUUUUGGUUCAUCAUCUGUUUUUCUUGUCCCGGCACCUUGUCGUUUGGACAAUAACCUUGAAGGAUAGACGAUUGUUGGGGUAUUUAUAUUUUCAGUUAUCAUUUUUUUUAAGUGAGGGAUAAUUGCCCAACAAACUUGUUGCUAGUAUGUUAAUUCAUAUAAUCUGUACGUUAUUUGCUGGCUACCACCAAUUUGAUGAAUGAAUAAUCAAAUUUUUCGUAGUACGAAAAACGAUUUACCAAAUCCAUCAUA
Molecule: messenger RNA, 1661 nt
Organism: Durio zibethinus
Lineage: Eukaryota; Viridiplantae; Streptophyta; Magnoliopsida; Malvales; Malvaceae
Product: actin-like
Source: RefSeq, a predicted model, not a curated record